CUUGCUUUCUUCAACAAUCUUUCUUUCUUCCGAUUUGCACCAGCGCUAUGCAGCCAUGGCUCAUCUCUGUGGUCCUUGUAACGAUACUCACGAUGACUCUGUUGUUCCUCCUGAGCUUCGACUCCUUAGAGCCGCAUGGCGAAAACGCUUCGCUUGAAGCGAUUUGUCCAACCGUGCCAACCAGCCUUCCGCAUUGUGCCCCAAGGUACCAAGAGUUUGGCCUCAACUGCAAUUAUCUUAGUGAGAGUGUGGAGAAGGAGCCCUACAGUGCCGGCAGAUACUACUUGGGCAUCGCCAAUAGCUUUAUCAAAUUUCCACGGACUGUGAAGUCCAUCUCCUUUAUCGAGGAUUGGACGGAAGGCCGGCAAGGUCCUGCGCUGCAAAGCCGGACCAAAGACGGUUUGACGGUUCACCUAGAGGUCUCAUUUCAGUACCAGCUGAAGUUCGACCAGCUUUACACCCUGUGGUCUACCUUGGGUGAAGACUAUGAGAAAACCUUCGUGCGGAUGGCAAUUGAGCAACUCUCCACUUCCACCACGCACCACAAUGCCCAUUUCUUCUUCAGGAACCGGACAUUUGUCAGCAUGGAGAUGCAUCGCAAGCUGGACGGGCAUUUUCGUCAACAUGCCUUUGCCGAGGUACCUUUCUUCCAGCUGCGGACAGUCCACUUGCCUGAUGCCUUCGAGGAUGCCAUCCGGGAGACGCAGGUACAAGAACAACACAUUCAAAUCGCACGAUUGGAGCAGGAGACAAAGAAGGUCACUUUCGCAACGGAGGUUCUGAAAGCCAAGCAGGCAGUCCAGAAGCUUCAGAACGAGGCAGAUGGAGAGGCAGAGGCUAUUCUGAAGAAAAAUGAUGCAUAUUGCGAACAAUACAAGCUCACCCAGCAGUUGCAAGUUGAUGGGUUGGAGUCAGUGGUUGCCAAGACCUCUUGGGGCGACAGUGAACUCUUGAACUACUUGAGUAUCAGAGCUGUUCGAGAGCAUCCCUCUUCAAAUACAAUGAUUAGCCUUUGAGUCGCUGACGCUUCACCGUGUUUUGCAGAGGCUUUUAAUUGGUAGAAAAGAACAAAGAAAGGAUGAAAUAGAAUGAACAGAGGUUGGACAGAGACACCAUUUGGGACACCUUGUCCACUUUUAGUGCAAAGAUGUGCAGAGUGCCAGCAGUGCCUCAAAGCCCAGAAAGCACAUCGAAUGUUGACCUGGCCAUAGGGGCUGGCGCUCAAAGAAGCGUGCUACUCACAAAGUAGAAAA
Messenger RNA from Durusdinium trenchii, 1253 nucleotides. The record is from the annotation of a GenBank genome assembly. NCBI's taxonomy places the organism in Eukaryota, Dinophyceae, Suessiales, Symbiodiniaceae.